AUCUCUGGAUUCCAGAAGGCAUGAGGACCCAGAUGCUAUACAGUGGGAAAACCAGCCUGGCAACAUAGUGCGUAUUAAUAAAAGGACACCACAUCCUGCCAAAUUCCAGCUGCGCUAAUUGUAUUGUGUUCACAGAGCUCACAAGCUAUCAGAAAGUUGUAUGGCAACCACCUCCGGCGCCAAAUAGAACUGGCAGACAGACAUUCAGUACAAGAAGAAAAAGAUGGAAAAUCUUGCACUGGAGUCUGAAAUAAAAAAGAGGACAAUUAGGAAACUGGACCUUGAAAUAAAAAAACUUGAGAGGGAGCUCCAAGAAGAUGACACAGCUCAAAAUAAAAAUUAGGUAUAUUCUCGUAAAGUCAAGUGAGCCAUGACAUAUGAGCUCUUAUUGUGAGCACACAGGACGGUGGCAUCUUUCUGAGUUUUUUUUUAUUUUCCCAGCAAUCAGUACAACCAAGUCAUCGUUAUAAGGCAUCGCUCUCUUUUGCCCACCCCCCCCAGCACCAGGUGUGGCCACUAGCCUAUAUGAAGGCCCAAAAUUGUGUGUUCCUUUCUGCUCUGACAAUGGCAUGCCCAUUCGUGCGAGAUGUGGUGGAUGAAGAAGCACUUGUGCUGAGGAGAGCCUUCAGGCGAGAAAGGGUCUUCAGGGACCGGUUGGACCCACUGGCCUUCCCUGAUGACCAUCUAUAUGAAAGAUACAGGUUUUCUGCAGAUGGCAUCAGGUAUCUAUGCAGACUACUGGGUCCCAGGAUUAAGCACCGCACUGCACGGAGCCAUGCACUGAGUGUGGAGCAAAUGGUUUGUGUGGCCUUGCGCUUUUUUGCUAGUGGAGCCUUCCUGUACUCAGUGGGGGAUGCAGAACAGCUGAACAAGGCCACAAUUUGCCGCACAAUAAGGAGUGUGUGUCUGGCUAUCAAAGCAUUAGCAGAUGUCUUCAUCUCCUUCCCUGGCCACAGAAGACUCUGUGACAUCAAAGAGGAGUUCUAUAGGAUUGCAGGUUUCCCCAAUGUCAUUGGUGCAGUGGACUGCACACACAUAAGGAUAAAAGCCCCCUCAGGUGCCCAUGAGGCCGAUUUUGUGAAUAGGAAAUCCUUUCACAGCAUUAAUGUUCAGAUGGUCUGCAAUGCUGACUGUGUGAUCAGCAAUGUUGUGGCAAAAUGGCCUGGCUCAGUCCAUGACUCCAGAAUCUUUCGGGCCUCUGAAAUCUAUCAGUGCCUAUCACAAGGUGAAUUCUCUGGUGUGUUGCUGGGAGACAGGGGUAUGGCUGCCAGCCUUUUCUCCUGACACCUUUCACAGACCCCCAGGAAGCACAGCAGGCCUACAACCAUGCCCAUGCCAGGACCAGGGCCAGAGUUGAAAUGACCUUUGGCCUCCUGAAGGCACGCUUUCACUGCCUUCACAAAUUAAGGGUCAGCCCUGUUAGGGCAUGUGAUAUUACUGUGGCUUGUGCUGUCCUCCACAAUGUGGCCUGCCUGAGGAAGGAGAGGGCCCCCAGAGUGCCACCAGCCAUGGACUGGGACAAUCCGGCAAUCUUCCCUGAUGACGACAGUGGUCGGCUGCUGAGGGACCAAUAUGUGUUGAAUUAUUUUAGUUAGUAUGUGUGCUUUCAAUUUUGGUUAAAUAUGUCCUGCGGUGGCAGAGGAAUUUGGUUUUUUUUGGGUUCGUUUUUGACGAAUUUGGCCUCUUAUGAUGUUUGUGCGGUAUACUGUGUGUAAUACAAGGCUGCAGGGAGGCUACUGCAUCCAUUCAUUUGUCUGUUCAGUUGAUGUGUAUGGAUUUGUCCUGCAUUUAUUUUAGUGUGCAGACAUGCAGGGUGUGUUAUAUACAGACCUUUGAAUGUGUAUGUAUCAUUUUGUAUAAUAUGCUUGGAUUCUGUGCUUUCCAUCUUGUAGAGUCACUGUGACUUCAGUUUCGAAAGGAGCUGAUGGUUUACCUGCUUUGUUUUGUCCUUAUUCAAUAAAGGAACAUAAUGUUACACAUUGUGUUUUUAUAUUCA
Oncorhynchus nerka (sockeye salmon) is the source of this 1996-nucleotide messenger RNA. Its product is annotated as putative nuclease HARBI1. Bases 526 to 1284 code for a protein of 252 amino acids. Lineage: Eukaryota; Metazoa; Chordata; Actinopteri; Salmoniformes; Salmonidae. The transcript has 6 exons. The record is from RefSeq and is a predicted model, not a curated record.